Theobroma umbraticum is the source of this 1593-nucleotide messenger RNA. RefSeq names its product CW7 (gene CW7). NCBI's taxonomy places the organism in Eukaryota, Viridiplantae, Streptophyta, Magnoliopsida, Malvales, Malvaceae. The record is from RefSeq and is a predicted model, not a curated record.
CUCAGCACGUAACUGACAGCUUACUUACUGCUACGCAGCAGCAUCAGAUCAACCGCGCGCCAGUUUUAAUAACCGCACCACCCCCACUGCAAAAAAAAAAAAAAAACCAAAACAACCCAAGCCAUGCUCCAUAUUGGGGAAGAAACCCCUUCCAGGUUUGAGUUACUGAGCAUGGUUAAAAAGCACUCGAAUUUAUUGGGAAAAACGACGGUGGAUGAACAUGAUGCUUCCGACGUUCAAAUGGACGGCCAAUUUUGGCACGACGUCUUCGAUUUGUAUUUCGUUCGGGGUAAGGAAUCGAGAGGACGCCAAGAUGAUGAUCUCAUAUUUUUUGUGAGAAAAUGGAGGGGACAUGAUUUUAAUGAUAAAGACGAAGGCUUUGCUCCUUACUUUGUACGCAGGUGGGCACCUGAGUUGGAUAAGUUAGUUGGUGAGAGUUUAUCGGAUGUGGAUUGGAGGCGCUCUUUUUACUUGAACAUGAUUGCACAUACUUCGUACUCUGUAACCGUAGCGAUUUGCAGUCACCGUGUACUUAGAAAUCAUCAAGCAGGGCAAGAUACACCAUUGUCUCCUAUCUACAAGGUUGUGAAGACUGUUUAUGCAUCUCCCAGCCGAGUAAAUUUUCAUUUGGACUCCAAAAAGGAAGUAGAGACAACGCCAGCCUAUCCAGAUAUCUGUUUCGCAAUAGAUGAUUUUGACUCCACUUUUGAUGCAGUGGUCUUGACAGAUACGGAUCAUUGCUAUUGUGUGCUUCUUAAUGCACUUGAUGGGGCAGCAUUUCCUAGUGACAAGGAAACAAAUGAUAGCAGUUCCAGUGACAAAUUGCCAUUGAGAGUAGAUACAAAUUCUAUGAAGACGAAAACUAGUAAGCUUACACUUUUUUCUGGAUUUGUCAGCUAUCAAAUGGUUCGGGAUGCUUAUGACGCUGGGAGUUCUCGAUUUGGAAGUCUUCUGUCACUUGGUCAUUCCUCGGGCAAAACAGACAGGCUUUACAUGAAAGGUCCUGGAGGACGUGGGGAAGUUGAAGUGGCUGUUUCAGGUGUUGCGGAUCAGAGCAGGGAGGAUUCAGGCCCUUUUUCUCCUGUUAUAUCAAAAAGGGGUUUUGGACUUGGCUCAAUUGUUCGUAAAGCAGCUUCUGUUGCAUCUGUGGCAGCAAAGCAUGCUUAUGCAGCAGCUGCUGCCACCUCGACUUCUGAUGAAGAGAUGAUACCUCUCAAAUGCUGCUUAAUGUCUAUAACAUUGCCCUGGGAGCACAUUGCUUAUGAUCUUUUGUUCAAGGGAAGUCCUCCGGUGAACUUGUAAUUUUCUUGUAUUCCCUGUUGCCAAAAUCCGCUAAACAGAUGGUCAGACGCAACCUGCAGAAGGAAAAAGCAUUCGAGAAGUGCACUUUCCAAGAAUGUGCAAAUUUCCACCUUCCAGAGCAUGAAAGGAGAUUCUCUCUACUCAUAUAUUGAUGUGGGUUUGGGUGUCUCAGGGCUGUACGUUGAAUAAAUGUUUAUUAUUAACUGUAAAUGCUAAUCUGUUCUUUACAUGACUUCAUUGUAUCAGAUUGUUUUAUUACAUUCCUAAUGAAUUCAGAGGUUUUACAUUCGA